This is a messenger RNA of Gilbertella persicaria, 297 nucleotides long. RefSeq lists its product as uncharacterized. The record is from RefSeq and is a predicted model, not a curated record. The coding region runs from base 1 to 297 and encodes 98 amino acids. The transcript is spliced from 2 exons. Lineage: Eukaryota; Fungi; Mucoromycota; Mucoromycetes; Mucorales; Choanephoraceae.
AUGACACAGACAAUGAAAGAGACAGUAUAUCGUUUAAAAGUGAGAUUAGCAUUGGCUAAUUUUAAAAGAAAGCAUGGCUAUGAACACUAUGACCUUUAUACACUUGAAUCAAUUCUUCCAAAAGUUACCAAGCAUCGUUAUUAUCCAACACAGACACAUGCAACAUAUACACCUGCUCGCUAUAUUUCCACUUUAUUACUUCAUUAUCCUAUUUCAGAAAAACGCAGUACUUCACCUACUGAACAAGAUGCAGCCAAUGUGUUAGUGAUGCUUCAUAAUUCACCUCAGUCAAAUUGA